GAUUCUGCCGACACACCGACUCGCGGUGUUGAUGUCCGGCGCAGCUCCAGACAGGAACAAAGGCCGACGGAGCCGCACGAGCUGCACUGCGUCCACCGGCCGGGUCAGUCGACAGAGCGGGUGGUCCAACAGUGUGUGGACGGUACUGAGCUCUGUCCACCGGAGCCGACCACGGCGGAGGCGGCGAAUAUCAGAUGGAGAUGACAGAUGUGCGUGAAGACCUGGCCGCCCUUCGCCGGGAGGUGUCCGCCCUUCGUGAAGUGGUGGCUGCCCUUCGUGAAGAGAUGUCCGCCCUUCGGGAAGUGGUGGUCCCCCUUCGUGAAAAGGUGACCAUUCUGAGUGAGGUAGUGGCGAAGGACCAUUCGGACACGCAGAAGCUCAAGGGGGAGUACGCCGUACUUCACGGUGCGAUGGUCCGCCUGGAGCAGGCAGUUAUCGAGGAGCGGACCACUCGCCAGACCGUGGUGGAGGAUCUGCGGCAGGAGGUCCGCCGGCGAGCGGCGCCAUCCGGCCGUCCCCAGGGUAAAAUUUCAAAAGCGUUUCAUAACGUCACGGUACAGACGGAGUCCCAGCCACCGGCAGACAGUGAUACCACAGUGCUGAGAGAGGCGCUAAGGACAGUGACGACGUUCGACGCUCCGUCAGCCCUUGGCGAGGACCAGCUGACGGCGCUUCUGCAGAGUCUUCCUCGCUUGGAGGAGCUGACCGUCAGGGUCCCGUCCUUCGGAACGGGGCGGUGGCUGCGGCUGCUGCCGACGUCACUGAGGACGCUAUACGUUGCCGGGCCGGAGGUGACGAAGCCGAGGUGGCCGGGACGGUACGGGAGUGGUCUGUCGGUAUCUCUCCAGGGGGUAGCUGCCGACACCAUCAGUCACCUGGCCACGGAGCUGGGGUCACGGAUUACGCUACUAGUCACGGAUGCACAAAUUACUACUAUCCCAAGUCAACUUCGUGGUGCCAUCAUCAGGGUGGAGCCAAACACUGUCAUCCUUCCGGCCGGAGUCGGUGACAGCGAGCUGACGGAGCUGCGGAGCUCACGGGAGACUGUGAAACGCCUGUCAGUCUCCGCCGCCGACCUCCCGCGACUGAGGGAGCAGCUGCCGGAGGGCCUCGAGCGCCUCAAUGUCAGAGCCUGGAGCCCCUCACAAGGUGCCCUGGGCUUAAAGCCCUAUCAGUCACCGCCACCGACCUCCCGCGACUGA
Amphibalanus amphitrite is the source of this 1202-nucleotide messenger RNA. RefSeq lists its product as uncharacterized. The coding region runs from base 195 to 1202 and encodes 335 amino acids. The transcript has 6 exons. Lineage: Eukaryota; Metazoa; Arthropoda; Thecostraca; Balanomorpha; Balanidae. The record is from RefSeq and is a predicted model, not a curated record.